GGAGAGAGAGACAGACAGAGAGACGGAGAGAGAGACGCCCGGACAGAGAGACGGACAGAGAGACAGAGAGACAACCGGACAGAGAGACAGACGGACAGACAGACAGACAGACAGACAGACAGACAGACAGACAGACAGACAGACAGACAGACAGACAGACAGACAGACAGACGGAGACACCAUGCAGACCAUCAUGACUCAGAACGGGUGUGAGACGACGGGGCCGGUGAAGGCACAGGUGACAGGUGCUCUCCCCAUGUGGCUGAAAGGCACCCUGCUGAGGAACGGUCCGGGCUGCUUCUCUGUUGGAGACUCUUCUUACAACCACUGGUUUGAUGGGAUGUCCCUGAUACACAGCUUCACCUUCAGCAAGGGUGAAGUGGUCUACAGGAGCAAGUUUCUGAAGAGUGAAACUCACAAGAGGAACAUGGCGGCCAAUCGUAUUGUUGUGUCAGAGUUUGGAACCAUGAUCUACCCUGACCCUUGUAAGAACAUUUUCUCUAGGGCCUUCACCCACCUGCGUAACGCCAUCCCGGACUUCACAGACAACAACCUGAUCAACGUGAUCCGCUACGGGGACCAGUACUACGCCGCCUCCGAGGUCAACUACAUCAACCAGAUCGAUCCUGCCACCCUGGACACGCUGGGCAGGACUAACUACAGGGACCACAUCGCUCUGAACCUGGCGACGGCCCAUCCCCACUACGACGACGAGGGGAACACCUACAACAUGGGGACCGCCAUCCUGGGCUGGACCACUCCCCGAUACGUCAUCUUCAAGGUCCCCGCUCAGACCACCGAGGCGGCGCGGAGGCGGCCUCCCCUGGAGCAGCUGCAGAAGGUUUGCUCCAUCCCCUGCCGCUCCAGCCUGGCCCCGGGGUACUUCCACAGCUUCGGGAUGACGGGCCGCUACCUGGUGUUCGUGGAGCAGCCCUUCAAGCUGCACAUCCCCCAGCUGGCCUCUGCCUACUUCAGGGGCGCCAACUGGGGCAGCUGCCUCAAGUUCCACCCGGACGACCAGACGGUCUUUCACCUGAUCGACAGGCACACCGGGAAGGAGGUGGCGACGCGUUACUACGGCGACGCCAUGGUGGUGUUCCACCACAUCAACGCGUAUGAGGAGGGCGGGGUCGUGGUGGUGGACCUGAUCAGCUACAGCGACAGCAACCUGUACCAGAUGUUCUACCUGGACAACCUGAGGCAGGAGACCCCCGACUACGUGAAGACCAACCAGGGCUUCUCCCCGCCAACCUGCAAGAGGUUCUUGCUGCCGCUCAGUGUGGACAAGGACGUUGCCACGGGAACCAACCUGUUGACGGACAGCCGAGCGGAGGCCCGCCUCCAGAAGGACGGCUCGGUGUUCUGCACCCCAGAGGUCCUGUUCCAAGGUUUGGAGCUGCCAGCUAUCAACUACAAGUUCAACGGGAAAAAAUAUCGCUACUUCUAUGGCUCCAGGAUGGAAUGGUCUCCACACCCCAACAAGCUGGCCAAGGUGGACCUGGAGACCGGGACUCACCUGGAGUGGGAGGAGGCCAACUGCUUCCCGUCGGAGCCCGUAUUUGUGGCCUCGCCGGACGCCGUCGCCGAGGACGACGGGGUGGUGCUGUCCUGCGUGGUCUCGGCGGACCCUGCCCUCUCCCCCUUCCUGCUGGUCCUGGACGCCCACACCUGGAAGGAGGUCGGCCGGGCGGCGGUUGACGCCCGCGUCCACAUCGACCUCCAUGGCCUCUUCAUCCCCGCCGGCCCGUAGCGCCGCACGCCGCCACCGGGGGCGCU
Molecule: messenger RNA, 1776 nt
Organism: Gadus macrocephalus (Pacific cod)
Lineage: Eukaryota; Metazoa; Chordata; Actinopteri; Gadiformes; Gadidae
Gene: bco1l
Product: beta-carotene oxygenase 1, like
Exons: 11
Coding region: 182-1750 (522 amino acids)
Biological process (GO): carotene catabolic process; retinal metabolic process
Molecular function (GO): beta-carotene 15,15'-dioxygenase activity; carotenoid dioxygenase activity
Source: RefSeq, a predicted model, not a curated record